AUGGCGACGAAGGGGACGGCGGAACGGCCAAUGCUGGAGAUGUCGAACAGGAUAUUCACUCCAAAGGUAGAGGCCCCGAAUAUGAACCCAGCCACGGUGAAUCCGGAGAUGGAUGAGAAUGGUUUCAUUGAGAGGAUAAAUGCGACAAAUGGAAUGUUUGUAUACGGAGAGGAGAACAUAGUACUCUAUGGAGAAGAGAGGAUGGAUGCUACUGGACGCAAAAAAACCGUCCGCAUUCCACCUCAGAGACUGCACGUGGGUGAUAUUGUAGACAUUGCAUUCAGUAUGGUCGCAUUUGGAAGAGGAAGUGAGUUGAAGGCAAGAUUAUUGCUUCGCAAUAUUACACUUUUGGACGCAACUCAUACGCAAAAAUGGCUGAAGGAAAAAGUCAAAGCACAGUCCUUGAAUAUCAGAAUGCAGCCGACCCUCAAGCGACGUCUCGAGUUCGAAGACAACGAAGAAAAUACCGGAAAGCGAAUGAAGGGAAUGGAUAUCGAAAACAACGAAAAUGAGAUGGAAGACGACAAAGAGGAUGCCAGGUUGCGAAUGAGGGGAAUGGAUAUCGAAAACGACGAGAAUAGUAAUGAAAGGGAAGGAAUGUGUGACUAG
Molecule: messenger RNA, 609 nt
Organism: Lentinula edodes (shiitake mushroom)
Lineage: Eukaryota; Fungi; Basidiomycota; Agaricomycetes; Agaricales; Omphalotaceae
Exons: 3
Coding region: 1-609 (202 amino acids)
Source: RefSeq, a predicted model, not a curated record